Messenger RNA from Episyrphus balteatus (marmalade hoverfly), 1559 nucleotides. It is a transcript of the gene spag, whose product is annotated as RNA polymerase II-associated protein 3. Lineage: Eukaryota; Metazoa; Arthropoda; Insecta; Diptera; Syrphidae. The transcript is spliced from 9 exons. Gene Ontology annotation, molecular function: protein binding. Bases 135 to 1532 code for a protein of 465 amino acids. The record is from RefSeq and is a predicted model, not a curated record.
AUAAAAAAAAUAUAUCACUUCAUCGGACAUGACAACCAAAAUUAUUUCCUUUUUGUUUUGAAAAAAAUAAUAUACACAAGUUUUUUGAGGCCCAGAUUCAAGAUUGUAUAUUAAAAAUCUAAAUAAUUUUAAUAAUGGAAACUGUUCCAAAUAGCUCAGCAGUGCAAGUUCAAAGAAUUAUAAAUAAUGCUGAAGAAUUUAAAACCACUCGUAAUGAUCUGAACAGUUGGGUAAAAGAAGUCAAAGACAAAGAGCAUAAGUUAAGUGUUGAAAAGGACCCUGAGCACAUCAAAUCUCCGCCAAUCCGAAGUCAAAUUCCCAAAAAUGAAAUGAUAAUACCGAAAACAGAUGAAAAUGUCAUCACAGAAAAACAACAAAAAAUCGAAGCUGAUGGGGACCGAGAAGAAAGAAGAAAUCAAGCAGAUGUAUUUAAUGAUAUUGGAAACAAACAUGUAAAGCUUCAAGAGUAUAGAAAGGCAAUAUUACAAUACACAACGGCUAUUGAUACAUACAGCGAAGAUCCAAGAUAUUUCACAAAUCGGGCACUCUGCUUCUUAAAACUUAAAAGAUAUAAUGAAUGUAUUGAUGAUUGUAACCGUGCAAUAGAACUUGAUAAACUAAACAUCAAGGCUUAUUACCGCCGUAUGCAAGCUAAUGAGUUUUUAAAUUUUAAUACGCAGGCACUUAAGGAUUGUACAACUGUACUAAUGAUUGAUUCAAAAAAUCAAGAUGCUAAAAAGAGUUUGCAGAGAAUUAAUCAAAGACUGAAAAAUACUGGUGCUGUUCCAAAAGGAUAUCCCACAAAUGAACCCAUAAGUUUCAAGGAAGGGCCAAACUUUAGUCCUUUACGAAGCAAUAUGGUAGACAUUUUACCUGUCAAUAAACCUUCAUAUGCUAGAUCAAAGAAACAACUAAAAUCUAUACCAAUUAUUGAUGUCGUUGGACCUAAAGAUGGGAAAAAUUAUGAAAAUUCAAAUAUACAAAUAUCCGAUGAAGUAAUUGAUAAACUUUUCAAUGGUGAAUGUGGCUCUUAUGAGGAAGUAAAAAAAACUGAUACGAUUAUAGAAAAAGACUGUAAUAAGAUUCCGCAAGAAAAAAUUAUAAGGCAAACAUCGAAGAGAGACAAACUUGAAGCCGAAAUAAUAACUUCAGUAACGAAAGAUAAACCUCUUCCUCCUGCACCAACAUCAACGGCUCAAUUUUAUUGUAAUUGGAAGGAAUUAUCUGCAGAGCAGAAAUACCAGUAUUUAAAGUCCAUCCAAAUACCGCGUCUUAAUAAAAUUUUGGGAGCUGGAUUCGAUUCAGAAACUCUUACAAGUUUGCUUACUAUUUUCAAAGAGUUCUACGUACGCAAUAAUGAUGAUUUGUGCGAAACUCUUUUAGAGCUUUGCAAACAUAAUAGAUUGAAAAUCUUAUCACUAAUGCUUUCGGAGGAAGAUAAAGCGGCUUUGUCAGAUGCUCUCAACUAUAUCAAGAACAAAGCAAGCGCAGAUGAGUUAGAUUUAAUAAAUGAAUCAUUUAAUUUAAAAUAAACAAUUUAUUUGGAAUUAAUUAAUUAA